Molecule: messenger RNA, 1227 nt
Organism: Bactrocera tryoni
Lineage: Eukaryota; Metazoa; Arthropoda; Insecta; Diptera; Tephritidae
Exons: 2
Coding region: 181-1158 (325 amino acids)
Biological process (GO): protein peptidyl-prolyl isomerization
Molecular function (GO): peptidyl-prolyl cis-trans isomerase activity
Source: RefSeq, a predicted model, not a curated record
AAACAUUUUUAAAAAAUUCAGUUAAUGGAUCAAAUUAAAAACAAACAAAUUUCUGUUCCAUAAAUUCCAUCAGAAGCUCAAAUCGCCACACACAACAAAAAAACACCGGCUUACAACUAAUCGAAAAAAUUAAUCGCCAAAAACGAAGUCAAACAUCAUAAAUCUUCAUAUACCUACAAAAUGGGUAAACGACAGCGUAGUCUCUUUCGCGGCUCUUUCAUGCAAAAACUCAUGUACAAGCAGCACAAGGCAGCCCUCAGUAAAAUUUCCAGCGCCGUCGAUAUUGGUCCACCUCACAUCAAAAAGGAUGUCUACCUAAAUAUAAGAGGCAUGCGUAACGACAAGUACGCUUUGAGGCGUAUCAUUAAAGAAAAUAUAGAGCUGCUGGAGAGACUCAAUCAAAUACGACGUACGCACGGCUUGAGCAAUAGCUACAACACGCACAAGCGUAUUUCACAGACUAAGCUGCAUCAUUUCUUGCGUCGCAUUGAUGAUAUUGAAACGGAGAAUCAGUUUCUGGGCUGCCGCCUCUUGCGUGUCAAGCCGAUGCUAUCGAAGUCUGGCAUACCAGUUUCGGCACGCAGCAGCAGCCGUUUGAAGUUUGAGCGCUCGCAUGUUAGUCUAAAAAUUCGUGAGAAAUUGCUCAUGGACCAAUUACUGCAUCCAAAAGUCUUCUUAGACUUGGAAGUGAAAGACAUCCGGCCAUUAGGGCGCGUUGUCAUACAACUCUACACAGAGGCAUGCCCCGAAAUGGUAUUGGAGUUUGCACGCACUUGCUCCGAAAAUAAGUCAGACUUAUUCAAGUUUAUACGCAUUUUUCCCGGUCUGUGGCUCGAGGGAGAGAUCGCUGUCAAAAAUCGCGUUUUGAGCAAAUCAAAUUUCCAGCAUGAAAUGAACAUGAUAAGACACGACUCGGGUUCCUGCAUUCUUUCGUUUGCCAAAUGUUAUCUAACUAAUGGCUUUCCAUAUGGAUUGCUCAAUUUUACGAUUAGCUUUAAAGCCAUGCCCGUGCUCAAUGGCGAGCGUGUAGCCUUCGGUGAGCUAAUUGCUGGCCAUCGAGUAUUGGAAUGCACCCAGGACUAUGGCACAAAAAAUGGCAAAGUCAAAAAGGAGAUUGUUGUCGUAAACAGCGGUCUCAAAGCUUAUAUUGACGUCUGAAAUACAAUUCAAAUUAAUAAUUUGAAAAUUUAAUACAAUAUCAAAAAAACAAAUCUUAUUGUUUGUACU